UCUCAUGGUCAUCCUCACAUAAGGGCCCUAAGGGUUUGACAGCUUUGCAUGCCGGAAUCUCUCUCUCAUUGACCAUUUGGGAGAAAAUCAUGGAGAAAAGACCAGAAGCGAUCAGAGAAAGAGAUGAUAUGGGGUGGACUCCUCUUCAUUACGUUGCUUACUUGGGCAAAGUUGAAGCAGUUAGAGUACUCCUCCAACAUGAUACUUCUGUGACAUACGAUUUAGACAAUGCGGGGGAAUCGGCUCUUCACCUUGCAGCAUUUCAAGGCCAUGCCAAGGUCAUUGAUGAGCUUGUUAGAUCCUGUCUUGAUGCUUUUGACAUAAUAAACACCAAAGGGCAGACGGCUCUUCAUGCAGCUGUUGUCGGUGGACGAGUGAAUGUAGUUAAGUACAUACUACGAAUGCCAAACCUGAAGUAUCUCAUCAACGAACAAGACACCGAUGGAAACACGGCUCUGCAUUUGGCUGCACUUCAUAGAAGUUACAACAUCAUAUUCAUACUUGCACAAGACAAGAGGGUGGACCAUUUGGCUAAAAAUAAGGAUCAUUUGACCGCAAUUGACAUUUUUGAUACUUAUAAGGAGGUAUGCUUGCUUGAACAUUAUAGAGCUCGAUUUGUUCACUUUUAGAGAAAUUUCUUCAGUAUCAUUUAGAAACUGUGGCCCGAGUGAUACUCAUUUCAUGUGCAAACAAACUACCCAAUUGAAGUCUUUUUGCGUCAACUUUGUUUUGUUUAUUCGAAUGUUUAAGCAUAUUAACUAUAUUUUCAAUUCUCGUUCCAAAUCAGUUGGACACACAUUUGAAAAAGGGCCUCGGAGUGAAGUGAUUUCACAAUUCAUAAAUUACAAUAAAGAAUGAGAAAAUUGGGUAGAAUUGAACUUUGUGGUUGAGCCUCAUUAUCACAAGGCUUCGUGGCCUCCCACCUCACCUAACAUUAAUUAGCAAACGAACUAUUUUUAAUUGGACAAAAAAUAAAGUCUUUCUUUAUCAUUAACGUUCCUACAAAAUAUCAACAUCAAUUCAUAUAGCUUACGAAUUUAAAUGUGAUCUGAUAUAAUAGUCAACAAACCUAAACUCAUGAUUUGAAGGAACAUUAUAUCAACAUCAAUUCAUAUAGCUUAUGAAUUUAGAAGUGAUCUGAUAUAAUAGUCAACAAACCUAAACUCAUGAU
Eucalyptus grandis is the source of this 1171-nucleotide messenger RNA. Its product is annotated as transient receptor potential cation channel subfamily A member 1-like. Bases 90 to 629 code for a protein of 179 amino acids. The transcript has 2 exons. Lineage: Eukaryota; Viridiplantae; Streptophyta; Magnoliopsida; Myrtales; Myrtaceae. Gene Ontology annotation, cellular component: plasma membrane. Gene Ontology annotation, molecular function: protein phosphatase 1 binding; protein phosphatase regulator activity. The record is from RefSeq and is a predicted model, not a curated record.